GUUUGCCGCCGUGUCGUGUGCUGUAAGCAUCUCUGUGUCUUUAUUCUCUGUGAAGCUCAACAACUCAAACCAUCAUCAUGAGUGCCGCCGAUGUCGCCCCUGCCCCCGUGACCCUGGAGCCGACCAAGGAAGAGGUGAUCGCUGAGGUCGUGGAGGAGAAGGCCGCGUCCGACGAGAACAAGGAGAACGAAGCUGCUCCUGAGAACGAGCAGGCUGAAGAGAAAAAGGAUGAGAUCAAAGAAGAGGUAGCCGAGGAGAAGAGCGAAGAAAAGGCUGAGGAGAAGGAGGCUGAAGCCAAACCCGAAGAAGCAGCACCUGCUGAAGAGAAGGAAGAGGCCAAGGAAGAGGCAGCUGAAGAGAAGAGCGAAGAGGCUUCAGCAGCGGCAGCUGAGGAGGAGAAGAGCGAGGAGAAGGCCGAGGAGAAAUCAACAGAGGCGGAAGAGAAGAAAGAAGAAUCUUCGUAACGCGUCGUGGCGGACCGCUGCUGUCCAUGCAGGAGAAAAAUUCGUACAAAUUCUUCACAAUGGAGCAUCAGGCACCUCAACCAUCCAAACGACAUCAGGUUGAAAUUUAUUUCAGUAAAGAAUUGUCUAUGAUUUGAACAGAUAUGCAAGGAAUUGACGUCAUUUUUUGCAUGUAUUGCAAUACUUUGGCUUGUAAAAUAAAAGGACAUAUUCUUUUGGAAAGGAUAUAUUCCUCUUUUCCAUAUAAGGAUUUUGACUAAAAAAUGUAAAGGACAUUUUCCGGGAUUCCAGUACUAACAAAUCUCGUAGCAAAUCAAUGGAACUGUUCAAUGUUUUGCUAUAGCCUGCUUGUUUACAUUGUGUAGAAUUUUUGUGGCUGUUGAUCUCCUGUAAGGACACUCUGUACAUUUGUUAGGGUUACGGCAAGAAACUGCCAGCGGCAAAAUCAGUCCUUAUAUCGUGCCUGCCAAAUAGUGACUUAUAUUUUCUAUACUCAGAAUAUGCUAAUAAUAUCGAGUGGAUAAAACUUUGACUUGGCGUUCAGCAAAAUCAGGGAAAACGUCGAAACACUUUAAAUUUUAUUCGAACUUAAAAUUUUGUUGUAUUAUUCUAAAGUGAGGGAUUGGAUUUCUAACGCUUUCAUCCCAGGAUACGCAAUAAUUGCUCGUAUAAAAAACUUGGUUAUCCCUUAAUUCAAAACCAUUGAAUUUUUGCUAUAGAUAUCAUGGUAGCGAUGACACGGACAGAUGGCGCUGUGAAGGCUUAGGUAGAGAGCAGGCACCGUUCCCUAGUCGGCUGUGUAGAGUUAGCCAAACUGUGAAAGAAAAACGGAGUCUGGGGCUGAACGCGUUCAAGUGUUCGUAAGUCGUAAUAUUAUGUAUUUUAUUUGGAUUUUAGAAUGGAAUUUGUGUAACUAACAAAAAGGACACUUGGAUGCAACAAUGGUGUAUGAAUUUUGUUAUACCUAAAUUAUUUUCUCGAUGAAAUUCUGUAAUUUACAAAAUGUUCCAACAAUUUGAGUAGAAGCACAGGUUUCUUUACAUUAUAUACAACAAAUGACAGUGCGCACCUAGCAGACCAGGUGUAGUUUCAGAUUUAAAUUAAACUUUAACGUAAGGCAAAACUGAUUUUAGAUAUUGUUAUAUUGCGAGAAGUUACCAGUAGAAACAGUAAGUAAUAAAACUAAAUAUUGUCAUACAAUAAAUUGGUUACGGUUUAAAUAAAAUUACUCGGAAUUCAGAAUUAGGCUACAUGAUAUUUCCGAUAUUUUACGUACAUUGAAUUUGAAAUUUGCAAUCGAACGCGGUUGGCCUGAAUGAAUACCCAAAACAACAAAUAACUUUUUUCUUAGCCAUUGAGCUUCCAAACAUGUUUUAGUAUUUUUGCAGUAGCUUAAAGCACAUGCCAGUAGGAUGUCAUAUACUCUUUAUAUAGCUUAUUAGUGUGUGGGGUCUUCCGCUCCUAUGGUUUUCCUAUCUCAAAUAACCAGAGGUUCCUGAUCGCAAGAUCGGUACCUCGCGCUUAGCUUUUAAGUGCUGCUUGAGGCUUUAAUUUUGGCGAAAUUUCCACCAUUGUGCCUUCUAAUAUUAUGAUUUAACUUUAUUUUUGUUUGUCGAGUUCAAAAGCCAGGAUAAUGUUAGAGUAGAGAUUUGAAAUAAUUUAAAUUCUUUUAAUUUUCUAAUUUUUUCAGUUACUUUUACAGUUUUACGGUUUUGAAUGC
Molecule: messenger RNA, 2184 nt
Organism: Hyalella azteca
Lineage: Eukaryota; Metazoa; Arthropoda; Malacostraca; Amphipoda; Hyalellidae
Product: cilia- and flagella-associated protein 251-like
Exons: 3
Coding region: 78-464 (128 amino acids)
Source: RefSeq, a predicted model, not a curated record